This is a messenger RNA of Aphis gossypii (cotton aphid), 1005 nucleotides long. RefSeq lists its product as uncharacterized. NCBI's taxonomy places the organism in Eukaryota, Metazoa, Arthropoda, Insecta, Hemiptera, Aphididae. The record is from RefSeq and is a predicted model, not a curated record. The transcript has 4 exons. The coding region runs from base 1 to 1005 and encodes 334 amino acids.
AUGGGAGUUUUAAUUCAUCCAAAAAUGGUUGAAAUUGGGUAUAGAUUAAAUGAUAAGCUGAGAAAUGGCCGUGUUAUAUUUGAACCUAAGACAGUUACAAUGUCUUUUAUUCCAUUGAGGUCUGUUCUUAAAAUGUUAUUCCAAGAUUGCAAUUUAUUUCAUGUGAUUCUUGAAUUUAUGAACAACUUAAAUUCUAAUUCAGGAUGUAAUACUAUUUCUAAUUUUGUUCAAUCACAAUUGUGGCAAAGAUCCCAUGCAGGAAAUAAUAAACUAGGUGCUGUUUAUGUAUCCUUGCCAUGUUUGCCUCCUGAAUUGGCAUCUUCAUUGGAAAAUAUACUCUUGGUACAGUUAUUUACAUCCAAUGAUAGACAAGAAUUUGGAAAUCAAGUUAUUUUUGCAGAACUUAUAUCUGAAUUAAAUUUUUUAGAGAAUGUAGGGAUUGAUAUAUUAUAUAAUGAUAAAAUGUAUAGAGUAUUCUUUUCUUUAGGCUUAAUUUUGGGUGACAACUUAGGUUUGCACUCAAUACUAGGCUUUAGUGAAAGUUUUGUCGCGCGAUUUCCCUGUCGUUUUUGUAAAUCACCAAAACUAGAUUGUCAUAAUCAAGUUACUCAAGUCGAUGGAAUGCUAAGAAAUAAAACUAAUUAUGAUGAGGACAUAUCAAUAAACAAUAUUACUCUUACUGGUCUUAAAGAACUAUGUGUUUUCAAUCAAAUAAAUUCAUUUCAUGUGACUCAGAAUUUUGCAGUUGAUAUUAUGCAUGAUAUUUUGGAAGGCGUAUGUAAAUAUGAUAUAGUUGAUACUUUAAAUAAUAGAAUUGAAUCUUUUAAUUACGGAUCAAUUGAUAUUCGUAACAGACCACCUCUUUUAUCAACUGCUCUAUUAAAAAAUGGUUUAAUAAAAAUGUCUGCAAGUGAAAUGCUUCGUUUUACAAAGUAUUUUGCUUUAAUUGUAGGAGAUUUAAUACCAUUGAAUUCAGAAAUUUGGACGCCUUAUUACAAUACAUGA